Metarhizium acridum CQMa 102 is the source of this 1500-nucleotide messenger RNA. RefSeq lists its product as uncharacterized. The record is from RefSeq and is a predicted model, not a curated record. Gene Ontology annotation, molecular function: metal ion binding; acid phosphatase activity; protein binding. NCBI's taxonomy places the organism in Eukaryota, Fungi, Ascomycota, Sordariomycetes, Hypocreales, Clavicipitaceae.
AUGAUGUCUUUACUUACUUGCGCCCAGAGCGCUGUGAUUCUCGCCAUCGGUGUUGCCGCCAAGGCUCAUCUGCCUCCGAUUCCAUCUGAUUUGACAACUCCAGUUCAACAGCGAAUUGCCGUCAACGGACCAAACAGCAUCACUGUGAGUUGGAAUACAUACAAACAGCUGGACAAGGCAUGUGUCAAGUACGGCGCAUCUGAAGGCUCCUUGACGGAGCAAGUCUGUUCCAUCACGUCUGCUGCCACGUACCCAUCCUCGCGCACUUGGUUCAACACAGUCACCGUCACUGGUUUGAGCCCAGCCACCAAAUACUACUACCAAAUUGUGUCGACCAACUCGACCACGGCAUCCUUCCUCAGUCCCCGAUUGGCUGGUGACAAGACCCCAUUCUCAAUCAAUGCCAUCAUCGAUCUCGGCGUCUAUGGCGAGGACGGCUACACCAUCAAGAUGGACCAGACAAAGAGAGACGGUAUCCCCAAUGUCCCUCCUUCGCUCAACCACACCACCAUUAAGCGUCUCGCCGACACCAUCAACGAUUACGAAUUUGUCAUUCACCCCGGUGACCUUGCAUACGCCGACGACUGGAUACUCCGAGGCCACAAUGCUUUCGAUAGCAAGGACGCCUUCCAGGCCAUCCUGGAGCAGUUUUACGACCAACUUGCUCCCAUUUCCUCGCGCAAGCCCUACAUGGCCAGUCCCGGCAACCACGAAGCUGCCUGCGAGGAGAUCCCUCACACCACGGGCCUUUGCCCCAGCGGCCAGAAGAACUUUACCGACUUCAUGACCAGGUUUGGCAGCAGCAUGCCCACCUCGUUUGCGUCAACGUCACGGGAUGCCACGGCAAAGGUGAAUGCCAACAGGGCCAAACAACUGGCCAAGCCUCCAUUCUGGUUCUCCUUCGAGUACGGCAUGGCCCACAUCGUCAUGAUUGACACCGAGACCGACUUCGCAGGCGCCCCCGACGGCCCAGACGGCUCUGCAGGCCUCAACAGCGGACCAUUCGGCAGCCCCAACCAGCAGCUCCAGUUCCUCGAAGCGGACCUCGCCUCGGUCGACCGCACAGUCACUCCCUGGGUCAUCGUUGCCGGCCACCGGCCAUGGUACACGACCGGCGGCGAGGCUUGCAAGCCCUGCCAGGCUGCUUUCGAGGGACUCUUGUACAAGUACGGCGUCGACCUCGGUGUCUUUGGGCACGUACACAACUCGCAGCGAUUCGUGCCCGUGGUCAAUGGGACCGCUGACCCUGCGGGCCUGAACAACCCCAAGGCGCCCGUGUAUAUCGUCGCGGGUGGCGCGGGCAACAUCGAGGGUCUGAGUGCUGUCGGGACGAAGCCUGCCUAUACUGCUUUUGCCUACGCCGACGACUUUAGCUAUGCUGCUAUUAGCUUUGUGGAUGCCCAGAACUUGAAGAUUGACUUUUAUAGAUCGUCUACUGGGGAGCUGCUGGAUACAUCGACCCUGCACAAGUUGCACGACAAGCAGUUUGUAGAGCAGUAG